This is a messenger RNA of Etheostoma spectabile (orangethroat darter), 6292 nucleotides long. It is a transcript of the gene cpne5b, whose product is annotated as copine Vb. Lineage: Eukaryota; Metazoa; Chordata; Actinopteri; Perciformes; Percidae. Gene Ontology annotation, molecular function: calcium-dependent phospholipid binding. Gene Ontology annotation, biological process: cellular response to calcium ion. The record is from RefSeq and is a predicted model, not a curated record. Bases 601 to 2334 code for a protein of 577 amino acids. The transcript has 22 exons. Gene Ontology annotation, cellular component: plasma membrane.
CAAACCUCAAGUCUUUAAUAUUAAAAAGCAUAAGGACGUAAUUAAAUUACCAUGACACUCACUCGGUCAAACAGCAGCACAGAGGCUGCUGCAGGGCGACAGCAGCAGCACCGGGGCAUGGGUAGGGUUGCGAGCCCUUGAGUGUAAUUCCGUGUGGGAGGAGGAUGGGUGUGUUCGAGUGUAAUCUUUCCUUUUCUCUUCACGCGCUCUGCUGUGCACACAGACUGAAGACAAAGCGCAGAGAGGAGUCCACCUCUCCUCUUCAUGUGAUGUGCAGCCAGUCGGUUAGGAUGCAACAGUAAUCUCAGAUACUGUCCACGUAUUUUUUUUUUUUAAUUUUUUUUUUUUAAGAUUUCACUUACGUUGCAUGGACAGUUAACCAAGUGCGUCAAGUGCUUUUUCCGCGGCUGUCCACUCACUUAGUGCUCCCCCUCCCUUCUCUCCAGCUUCAACAUUUGUGAAGUGGCUGCCUCACCCGCUCGGACCGGAGGCCGUCCGGUCUCUGAUCUGGUUUCUGGAGUCACCGGAGACUCGACGCGCUCAGUCAGGGCCAGGGUGUGCGGCUCCCGGAUCACACCCGAGCCACCCCGAGCUCUGGCGAUGGAGAUGAUAGAGGGAGACGUUAUGGACAAACUAGACGACAUGUCAUCGGUGUACGACUUCGACCCGAUCACCGGCAACAUCCCCGCCACCAAAGUAGAAAUCACCGUCUCCUGCAGAAAUCUGCUGGAUAAAGACACAUUCUCUAAGUCAGAUCCAUUAUGCGUGCUCUAUACACAAGGUGUUGAAACCAAACAGUGGAGAGAGUUUGGCAGAACGGAGGUGAUAGAUAACACCCUAAACCCAGACUUUGUUCGAAAGUACAUCUUGGACUACUUUUUUGAGGAGAAGCAGAACCUUCGCUUUGACUUGUAUGAUGUCGACUCCAAAAGCCCAGACCUGUCCAAACAUCCUGCAGAACUCAACGACUUUUUGGGUCAGACGUUCUGUACUCUUGGGGAGAUUGUGGGAUCACCAGCCAGUCGACUGGAGAAACCACUGGGAGGGAUCCAAGGGAAGAAAUGUGGCACUAUCGUCUUGUCCGCAGAGGAGCUGAGCAAUUGUCGAGAUAGCGCCACUAUGCAGUUCUGUGCCAACAAGCUGGACAAGAAGGACUUCUUUGGCAAGUCAGACCCUUUCAUGGUUUUCUACAGAAGCAACGAAGAUGGAACGUUUACUAUCUGCCAUAAAACAGAGGUGGUGAAGAACACAUUAAAUCCAGUGUGGCAGCCUUUCACUAUCCCAGUUCGAGCGCUCUGCAAUGGAGACUUCGACAGAACAAUCAAGGUGGAAGUGUACGAUUGGGAUAGGGAUGGCAGCCAUGAUUUCAUUGGGGAUUUUACGACCAGCUACAGAGAGCUAGCUCGAGGGCAGAGCCAGUUCAAUGUGUACGAGGUGAUUAAUACCAAAAAGAAAAUGAAGAAAAAGAAAUAUGUCAACUCUGGGACAGUGACCCUGCUCUCAUUCUCAGUGGAGUCAGAGUUCACAUUCUUAGAUUACAUCAAAGGAGGGACGCAGAUCAAUUUCACUGUGGCCAUCGAUUUCACAGCAUCUAAUGGUAACCCGUCCCAGUCCACUUCGCUGCACUACAUGAACCCCUACCAGCUGAACGCUUACGCUAUGGCCCUGAAGGCUGUCGGGGAGAUCAUUCAGGACUAUGACAGUGACAAGAUGUUCCCCGCUUUGGGCUUCGGAGCCAAACUGCCCCCUGAUGGACGGGUUUCGCAUGAGUUUCCACUGAAUGGAAACCUGGAAAAUCCAUACUGCAAUGGUAUUGAGGGCAUCUUAGAGGCAUACCACCAGAGUCUGAAGACAGUGCAGCUGUACGGGCCAACUAACUUUGCUCCUGUGGUGAACCAUGUUGCCAGGUAUUCAGCUGCAGUGCAGGACGGCUCUCAGUACUUUGUGCUUCUCAUCAUCACAGACGGCGUCAUUUCUGACAUGGCCCAGACCAAAGAGGCCAUUGUUAAUGCUGCCAAACUUCCCAUGUCCAUCAUCAUAGUUGGAGUGGGUCAGGCUGAAUUUGACGCUAUGGUGGAGCUGGAUGGUGAUGACAUCAGAAUCUCGUCCCGGGGGAAACUGGCAGAGAGAGACAUUGUUCAGUUUGUUCCCUUCAGAGAUUAUAUGGACCGGACAGGCAACCAUGUGUUAAGCAUGGCUCGGCUUGCUAAAGAUGUGCUAGCAGAGAUCCCCGACCAGUUCAUCUCUUACAUGAAGAGCCGGGGGAUAAAACCCAACCCAGCACCACCACCCUACACACCGCCUGGACACACACACCACCACACACUGAUCUGAGGCCCUCCUCUUGGCUUUUCACUGAGGACUGACAGCAUGCAGCAGCCACUCAGAGUCCAGUGGGAACUCUUUUCCUCCUGUUUGUUGGUACAAACAGGAGCCGAGACACCAGGAAACGGGUGUUGAAUUUUGUGCCGUAUUCUGCUAGUGACUAUUAGAGCAGCAGAUCUUUGGUUUGUUUAUCUGUGAUUUAUUAAUUAAGAAUUACUUUUGGAUGAUUUUCCUUAAAGAGAGGCUCAAACUUUCCGGGACUUGGUGAAAGCCUUUUAAUCCCACACCAAGGCAUUGACUGUUUUACGUCUAAUUUGACAGCAGGUUGGUUCAAAGAGAUCAUGUUGUGGUUAAAAUUUGUGCCUGUCUGUGGUUGUUUCUCUCAUCGUAUCAGGACAUGUGAACUUUGACCUAAGCCUUGCUCGUCAGUCAUUGGUGUGGCCUAAUGCAGUGAUAUUUUUAGGCACCUUUUCCAUUCUGGAAUUAGUUUUUAUAUUGGGGAAUUAUCUCCAUUUCUGCUAAUCCAUUAGUUAUGAUGAAGGAAAAACUACAAGUAUGUAGUUUACAAUGUAUUAUGUUACACACAUUAAUCAAGCUUUUCAUACCAUGAGGGGUCACCUCAUCUCUCCUUUAUUAGGUAAAUGUUUAUAAGAGCAUGUUGUAUGAGAAGUGACUUCCCCCAUAUCCCAGUAUAUUUUUUGUGUUCUUCAGAGUGGCAUGGACAUUUGAUAGUCAAUUAGUUUGGAAGUGGUCAUCAAUUAUUUUCAAGGAAUUGCAGAUAAAAAGCACAACGUGGAUCUGUACCAAGGACAAGAUAAUGAUGAUGCUACAAGGAUAACCACACAGUACAUAAUCAUUUUGAGUCACUUUGUGCUGUAGCUGCAAUUUAUCAAAAAUACUGAAAAUAUGACUAAUUUAAGGUUCUCAUUAAGAAUGAAAGAGAUCCCAUGAGGAAGAUUUUGCACAAGAAGAAUAUUAACCCAUUAAUCAUAACCUCAGUUUCUUCCACAAAAAUUGUAUUGCUUUGGCAAUAUAACCUACAGUAAAUACAAAAUACAGUACCAUAUAAGUAAAAGACAGACUCAAGGUUGAAACCCACUUAGGCAUCAUAGGUUAAAUACACCACUAAAGCACAUUAUACAUAGACGGUGAGGGUCUUAAGGCAAUGGUUGCCCAAUCAUGUAGCAAGGCACUGUGUCAAAAUCUAUAACUUUCCCUUUUUGGUUGAUGCAUACAUGGAUGCGUUUAUGCUACAUAUUAAUAAAACAAAUGUGUAUUUUAUCAAAAUAUCCCUAACUGAAACACAGCAAACAAGGGGAAAAGGUAGAUCUCCCAACGCAGGAACACAGGUUGGUUUAUGUUCCAAAAGGAAUUGGGGGAACUAAAGGGACAUAGUGAUUAAUUGGGGCCACAUCUAGUUGUUGCCCCAGGGCCCAGUACAAAGGUAAUCCGGCCCUGAUGCGAUACCAAAAACAUCACCUCUGCAACACAGAGACUCCAAUGUCAGUGGAAAUCUGUUGCUGCCCCCAGCAACCACGCAUCAGCAGCCACAUAACCUUCUUGGUCACAGACUUCCAACUGAGAGUUGGUACCAUCACAGCCAGUGUUUCUCACUGGAGAUUUACUUUUCAUACAGCCCGAUCCUAGCAGCAGUGUGUUACAAGUCUCUGGUGGGAGACAGUUCACAAGUGGUCUACAGGGCUUUAGCAUUUAUGUUCAUUAUGUUCAGUGCAUAAGUAAUUAUUUUAUGUGUGAACACAUUAACAAUCCAUCUUUACCACAGGGUAAGGAGGGAUCCUUUUGUGCCAAUCUUGGAUUGGCUUUUUGUAGCCUCCUGCCAUCUGUAAUAUCAGGUUAGUGUUAAGAAACAAAAACAAACUGACUUUCAAGUAGCAAAUCCAAUUUUAACGCAUCAGUAACAAAGCUUGUCAUUUGAGAUGCAUCUUUGCACAAUGAUGCAACAACAAGCCCUGACAGUCUUAUGAUGUGAUGCCUUACAAUAAUGCAGAGAUCGUCCUGUAAAAUUUAAGAACAUUAAGGAAUAUAAACAGUAGGUACGCAUGGUUCAUAAGUAGGACUAGGCUAUAACAUCCACAAAGAGGAGUGUUUUUGAUAAAAGUACAGAAUACAACGUAACACUCAAAUCUUCUGCCAUCAUGCCUGUAAUCUGACAAAUCACAUAGCAUUAAUGCUUAAACUGCAGUGACAGUUUUUUUCAGUGUUUUUUUCUCUCACUGUGUAUAGUGACAUAGUCCACAUAAUUGGCCUUUCUACUUUAGGCUUUGUGCUUAAGGAACAGGACACCCUAAUGCAGAGACAAAAGAAUGCUAAAAUUAAAGGCACAUGUUGCAUAAAAAAAAAGGUAUUUUCAUGGCUUGCAGAUUCUUCUUUUACUAAGUUUGAAUUGUUUGCCACGAUAGCAGUGAGCCUGUGGGGAUGCCAGUGUCAGACAUUCAACCACGUUGGUCCAGAAUGAAAUGUCUCCACAACUACUUGAUCAAUUGUCAUGAAAUUAGGGUUCAGACAUCAUCCUCUGAUUUUUCCUGUAGCGUCAUUAUCAGGUCAAAAUUUCAACUAGAAUGCUAACACACUAAAGUAAGAUGGUUAACAUGAUUACCUGCUUAACAGCAGCACCAUUGCUGCAUCUUUAGCUUAGCGCUGCCCAAGAUGAUUGUGAUUGGUUUAAAAGAUAUACAAACAACCCCAAAGUGUUUUUUUCCCCUAUACCAGAAGGUUUAAUCGUGCAGCCGGACAAUACUCCAGCACUGACACAGCAUGUUGAUGUUAACAUUCAGCUCAAAGCAAGUGCAGCCUCACAGAGCUGCUAGCAUGGCUGGACCUUGUGUGUCUUUUUUUUUAGAAUUACAUAGACUGAUUCUAAAUCUUAUUUGAACUUUUUUUCCAUCUUUGUCACUUUUUCCCCACAACCAUUGUUCUUCUAUCAUUGUUCCAGUUUCACUCUGUUUUGUUUACUACUUAACCUAAAUGUUGCCCUUAUUGGUGUGGAGUGUAAACAAACGCAAAACCAUGCUAAAAUACAAUAGACUAUAAAAGGGAGUCCUUUUCUUUAAAACAGACAAAAUGAGUCAGAGUCAGAAAUAAUCUCAGCUUAAAGGUUCUAUUCAAAUGUCUAAUGUAGCAAACUAAAGGCCUUACAAAACAAUGUGAAAGGCAGUCACUGCAUCUCAUUUAGUCCUGUAUUAAAAAGUACCUCUGGGGGAAAAGUAUGGUUCUUGGGUGGAUAAGAUGAAAUUAUUUGAAGGUGUUCAAAAUGGCAAACAGCUAUGUGCUUGUGAAUCUUUGGGUGGUUUAAGAGAGGAAACAGUGGAGGGGAAUGCAAUUAGAAUGUAAAGUGUAUGAACAGUUGGUUUGCAUAUAGAUCCCAGCAGCACUUUAUCCUUGCGAGGAGUGCUCAUUGUAUAUGAUGGAUAUGUUUUUAGGAAUAUUACUGUAUUGAAGAAAUGUAUUUAUUUUUGGAGUUUGUAUGAAGAGCCAUCGCUCCUGGAAUCUAGGUCACUAAGGUGACCUAUUAACGCCCUAAAUUUAUAAGUGUGAUGGAUUGACUGCAUGUUUUCUUGGGGUAGCAUCAAAUAGUGCCACCAUCUGUAUAAUAGGAACUAGUCCAAAAGGAUUACAUGCAUGUCAGUGCCAAACAUGCAUUGAGCUCUGUGGACUGUUUGCUAUUUCCUAUCUCUCGUACCUGGCUCUCCAAACAUUUGUCUCACCAGUUGUUACAAAUCGUCGCAAAGUUAGCAUGUUACAGUUAACGCAUUUUUUUAUUAUUAAUUUUUUGUCUAAUUCCACUAUUUGUUUAUAUCUCUUCAGUUUUCUGAUUUGCAUGACUCCUUUAUUUCCUUUAAAUGGGUUUUUAUUUGUACCUGAUUAUUGUCAUAUGGUGGGUUGUAAAAUGCUUUGUAUUGGAUUGCCUUAACUUAAAAUAAAUUAAAAAAUGACUACUUUCAUAAAA